ACACACUUUUUAACUUUGAGACUGAUAGAAAUGUAAACGAUUGCAGUGAGAAUUCCAUGAAAGCAACAGUUCAACAGUUUUAUUCUUCCCAGCAGUACAAGCACCCCAGGGCAAACUAAAUAGUUUUGUUGCUGUCGUCGGCAGUCAGUAAAGCCUUGGCUCCCCGGCGGCCCCUCCUUCUUGGUCCUAACCCAGGAAGAGAGUGACGGAGACAGUGCAUCGCUGAAGGAGUUGGCAGAUAUGGCUGCAGAGCGUACACCCAGCAGGAGGAAGCAGUGCAUUUUCCGCAAGGCUUUUCAGAGAUUCCCCUUUGGCAAAUGCGAGAGGAAAACGCGAAGCAACGGCAGCUACGGUAAGACUGGCCCCACCUGUUCCACAAUACACUGCACACCUGAGCGAGACGAACCACCAGCACUGUGUGUAGGGCUGUCAGAUCCACCAUUUUCCCCCCAUGGACAGGGCUGGAUUAUUCGUGCUGCGGAGCGGUACAUGAAAAGUGCUAGAUUGUAGUUUGGAGAAUUUGUAGGAAGGAAAUAAAGAAGGCCAGUCCCUGAAGAAUCCCAAAGAAUUGCCACGGUCAGUUAAAGGGAACUCUCCGAGCACCAUAAGCACUGCAGCUUAACGUAGUGGUUAUCGUUCAAGGAAACUACAGAUGCUGGCCUUCUGUUUUUAUUAAAACAUUCUCAAGCAUUUUGACAGAAAUGGGGGGAUUCUCCUCUGAAUCUAAAGCCCACCCAUGCAGCUUAAAAAAGGAUGUCAACAUUGAGGAAGUGACGUUUACUUUGAAUCUGUUACUAAACUUUAAUUUUAGCAAAUUAGAAAAAAAAAAAAAAAAAUAGAUAUAACCGAGCCCUGACUACAGCAGAGGUGGAAGGUUGUUCCAAUUAAAAUUCAUUAAAUGUCAGAUAGAAUAAUGCUGCAUGUGUUGGCACAGCCGCAGUGAAGGCUGGAAGCGGUGGGGUAUAUGGGUAUAGGGGUACUGACACAGAAAAUUAAUGCAAGAAGCAAAGUUAAAAGGAUCAAUUGCAAUUCAGCUCUGUCAAACUCUACUCAAGUAUUUACAGCUUCUCAUACAGCCUUGUAUUUACACUUUGACAGAGAAUUACAUUUCAAGGGUGGAUUAAAGACAUCAGGGGAUACUAUCACUUCACAGCUUGAAAACAGAUAUUAAAAGAAAAAAAACACACACACAGACACACAAAAACCUUUGUGUUGUGACCACUACACUUUGUGCUGCUCAUGGUAACAGAUUUUGUUUAUGCAGUAUAUGAAUGCUACAUACCACAGGCCAGCACUUUUUAUUUUCUGCCCAUCAGCAUUUAGAAGAGAUAUUUACUAUCUGUGUAUCUGGCGAACUAACUGCUCAUAGUGACUCCUAUUAAGAAUCGCAGCAACACUACAGGAGGGCAUUAGAGUCCUUGGUUUGGAAAAGAACCUUUAUGACAACAAACAGAACGCAGGCAAACACUCCCAGUUGGUAACCUCUUAGAAAGAGCAAGGAGAGUUUAUUAAAUAAACAGUGAAUAGUAGUGGAUUUAAAACCACAUUGGAAAAUCAAUGCCAACAUAGCCACUAUGGAAGAUAUCUCCAAUUGAAAAAAAAAAAUUAAUAAUAAUAAUAAUAAUAAUUAAAAGAGUCAAGCGGUCAGUCACAGUUUGACUUUUUUAAAUUUGAAUUAUGCAAUCAGGUUUUUUUUUUUAAAUUCCUCCUCAGUUCACCGUUUAGCGAAUAAUCCCUCAAGUGUGCGGUCAGUGAGGUAAACCAAAAGGACGCAGUCAACAGAUUUUCACGUUCAUUAAAAAACAAGCAAAUUGAAGGAAACGGAAAACAGAAUUGCGAAAUUCAGUCUGAAAUAGCCUCGCUGUGACUGCAGCAAUGUUACAGAUAUUUUCCAGGUCAUCUGUUUUAGUCAAAAAUUUUGCCAGAUUUGCUACUUUGGACUUUAUAAAUAAAUCUCUGUGUAUUACCCCAUUUAUCUCGAUACACAGCCUUAAGUGAGGUAUUUCAGCUCCCAGAUCAAUACAAUAUCAGUUUGUGUACAGUUACUGAUUAACCAGGCUAGUAAGUCAAACAGUGCUGCAGGAAGCGCUAGGAACAUUUUUUUGUUUAGUAACCAAGCAGAAUUUAACAAACAAAAAGUAAAAUAAUCAGAAUUUCAGUAACAAACAAGUUGUGCAACCCCUGCUGUUUAGUGACAAUAACUCACACAACACUUAAGAGGAAAUACUCCAAACAGAUUGCGAUAUUCCGCCUGUCCUGUUCUAAAAUACAAUUACAAUUUGGAGGCGACAGGGCACUCCAGACACCAUAACCACUACAAAGCUCUGUUCCACUACUGGCUGGGAGUGUAUGCAUUACUCUAGCAGAGAGUUUCCCCAGUUGUUCAUGUGACAGGUUAGAUCAUAAGGUCUGACCCAUGUGCCUCUCACCAUUAUUGCUUAGGUCGCAGUUAAGGUUAACUUUGCCGCCCCAGGGGUUUUCUAACUACAUUUAACCCUAAUGGCUACACUGCAUUUGUUGUCAUCUGACUAGCCAGCUUGUUGGACUUGUCGUUUUUGCAAAUAAUAUCAGAUUUUUAGUGACAGUUCCAGGUUUUUAAUUUUUCUAUCCCACGGUGUUGCUCGUUCAGCAAUGGGUCUAUUUAAUGAGUUUAUCUUCGUCUGCUCCUGAAGGGCCUCAUAUUAUGGGUUAAAAUCCUGGAGAAUGGGGCUUAAAAUAAUAUUUAGUCUUCCCCUGAAACUGUUCCAGGGCGUGCAAACUGUAAUCACUUCAGAGUCACACACAAAAAUAUCUGAAUCCUCUGUAUUUAGAGUCACCGUAGGGACACUGCAAUUAUUUAUUUCUGGUAUUUAUAAAGCGCCAACAUAUUCCGCAGCGCUGUACAAUUAAUGGAGGAGAACAUGCUAUAUACACAGACAAAUACAAAAAAGGUGGAGAGGGCCCUGCCCGUAAGCUGAGAUCUAGUCAUUCGAGCUCUUUUAUACAAGGUGCUUAGCUAGAUAGCCCAUGAGCUUACAAUCUACAGGAUCUGGACAAGUGCCUCAGCCAAGACAAUGACAGAAGAUAAUAUACACAUUAAUAUUGUACAGUUUAAUAUCAUAAAAACACUAAACAACAAGCAGAAAUUUAGUUUUAAUGUCACUUUAAAUUUCCAAAUAUUAAAAAAGGUAAUACAAGAAGCGGAGGGAGCGCAAGACUAGCAAGUGUGUUGCCAGCAUGCUGCAAAUAUGACAUCAUUUACAUUAGGCAGCCCACAACACAGUUCUGGGCAGCCAAUGUCAUUUGUGCUGGGGGUGCCACUUGCCCCAGCACGCGAUUAAUAAUAACUCUGUAUGUGCACUAUUUCAAGCUAAAACAAUGCAAAUGCAUACUUCUACCACUAUAACCACUUCAAAUUACUGAAGUGGUCAUAGUGGUUUGAAUAACCAUUUAAUAAAGAAAGAAAAUUCUAUUUCUUACAGGGAGCACUAUACACUACAGGACAACCACCACCACAUUGUAGGUGUGGCUUGCUAGCUAGCUUCUCCCACACAGGUCUAUAUAUUAGCUAAAACCACAAUUAUAGACAGAGUUAUUUACUAAACUUGAGCAUUUAUCGUGAAUUUCAAACUUGGAGUCAACGCAGCCAAACUGAAAAAAUUAUCUGUCAGCUAUGCUUUCAUUUUGCUUACUCGGGCCUUUAAAAGUCACAUUGAUUCUUAAAUUAUCAAAAGGUUCGCUCCAGUCAAAUAACUGGAUUCUAUGAUGAGAUUUUAAUAUUGAAAAACAAAGCUCUUCUUUUUUAAAGGAAUUUAAUUCCUUAGGAGAACUGAACUAUUAAAUGUAAUAAUGUAAUUGCAAUUAAAUUAUUCUGUAUAGUCAGAUGCUGAUGUCUCAUUUCCUCAUUUAAUUUCUCCCCACCAUGCAUAUACUCUUACAGGCACAUAUUGGGACCUAUAAAGGGCAGCCACCCAUAGCUGCGUAACUGCCUAUCAGGCUCAGCCAGGACUGACAAGGUUGGAUCCCUAAAUGUAGACAGUGAUGGUACGGUGUAUUACCAAACAGAGUGGUUGAUGUGAACGCACAAUUAUGACACCUCUAAUAGGUGUAAACGAGGUCGAAUAAACUAGUAAAAGCCAAGGUCAGGGACGCCAGAAAUGGGAACAGACAAACUCAACAGAGAGUGGUCAAAUAAACAGAGGCGUCCGCAAGACAUAAUAAAAUUGAAUUAGUUAACAUAUAGAGAAUGCUGCAGAACACGUCCAAGAGGUCAGAAUUGGCAAUAAGGGGAGGGAAGGCUGUCUUUUUAAAGCCUCUCCACAGAUGUGCCUAAUUGAUACCCAUAAAAGACAUGGGGAAAAGGGCACUCAUAAGAGCGCAUCGGAAGCGAUGUGCGCAUGAACUAUACUAAAUGGGGCUGGUCUACACAGCGGCCAGUGAGAUUUAAAGCCACCCACCAACCACGUGUCCUAACAUUUCAAAUGGACAAAGAGGCACACUUUACAUUUUGGUUACUUAAUAAUAAUAAUUUAUGGAACUAGAAUGUAAUUUAGAACAAGAACAAUGUAUCUUAUUUACACAGGCUGAUUUCUAAACACAUUUUUUGUAGUUUAAAGACACAUUACUGGGAGUAUUAUUACUGUGGAGCUCUGUUAUACACUCAGACACAUUACUGGGAGUAUUAUUGCUGCGGAGCUCUGUUAUACACUCAGACACAUUACUGGGAGUAUUAUUACUGCGGAGCUCUGUUAUACACUCAGACACAUUACUGGGAGUAUUAUUACUGUGGAGCUCUGUUAUACACUCAGACACAUUACUGGGAGUGUUAUUGCUGUGGAGCGCUGUUAUACACUCAGACACACCAACAAUAUGGAGCUCCUAGAGAAGAGGGACAUUAGGAUAGAAAAGUGUGACAGAGUGAUUUGGCCCGAUAUAGGGACUGUCCCUCCUAAAUAGGGACACUUGGAAGGUUUGCACCAUCCCGUGUCUUUUCAGUGCUUCCUGGACAUCAGAGGCAAAUCCCCAAUUACGGUAGCGUAAACUAAUCAUUAAAUACACUCACACUAUGCAAACUGAACUAAGGCAUUGAACUUAUACAAAAGAGAUUCAGAAUGAGCCACUCUGGCUGCUGCUGGCCAGUGCGGCUGACAGCCAACAUGCCCCAAUUUGAGACAUUGCCAAUCCCCUUUUUUCGGCAGACCCAGCACUUGCCUCUUUACUUGCACACCCCUUUAUGGCCGAUCCCUUAUACACACCCUUCAGUGUUUGGAAGUAUUGAAUAUCUGUGUUCCCCCAGUAUUAUCACCGUGCUGCAUCUUUGGGAUUUAAUUACCGCAUUUAGGCCAUUAACACUCACACUCUGGGUUAUUCACUAGACAGUAUAAUGUAUAGGACAAAUUCUAAAACUUAGUCUAAAAUAGUCAAACUGUGAUUAAAGCAGAGUUGGAGAAUUUUUCCAACGCAGCUAUUUAGGUCUAAAUUCAGUUUUCCAUUUGCUGCAAUUUAGUCAUUGUACCCCUCUGUGUAAUAAGUUGACAGAUCUUAUUUGUUAAUCCCCUUAUUAUCUCUGUGCUGUGGUAAGGGCUUACUGCUCAAAUGCAAAAAAUUCAGGCAUGUUUAGGCAUGGCUUUUUAUAGUGAAGCUUUUGCUGUGCCCUUAACCCAGUGUGUUCUACAUUAAUUGCCAUCAGAUAGACAGAGCGGACUAGCAUUUAAUAUAGAGCUGACAGAGGCAGAGAAGCUUGUGUGUAACAGAACAGCGUAAAAACAGACAAAAAAUAACUAAUAAUACACCCACUGAUAGCAGCCAUUUUGGAUAUUUGUGUGAAUACCACCGAACGAAAAAUAGGUAUUUGCACACACGUAUGCCUUACAAUACAUGCAAUUGUUUAUUUUGUUAGAAUUAUAAAUAAAAAAUUUAAAACCUACGAGUUAACCAAAAUCUUAAAAGGUGUGAUAACAUUCACAGGCAGGAAAAUUCACCAGAGUGUAAAUUGUUGUGAACCAGAAGCGAAACUUAGAAUUUUAGGCCAAAAUUGUCAAAUUGGAAAAAUUAAUUUUAGCCAAAUUAAUUUGGCAAAAAUUUUAAAUUCCUGACAAUUCACACUUUAAAAAAAAACCUCGUAUGAGAAUUAAUCAUGGCGUGGAAAUACCCACACGUGGCAACAUAACCCCGGCCUAUCUAUUAGGAUAUGCAGUUCAAAUAGGGUGAAGAAACCGCCAGAGGUAAAUUCAUUUAAGAUAAUAUAGUUAAAACAACACAUUCCGACCAUAGUCAGGGUUAUUCACUAAGGUGAGAAUUCCAAAUAAGUUCUAAAAUGAAGGUAAAGCUGCUGGACUGAAAAUACAACUAAUUUAGAGAAUUUUUCUAGAUCAACUAUUUUGGCCUUAAAUUUGAUAUUCGCAGUAAAUGCUCACUUUUGUAAAUAACCCUGGUAAUAUCAAUCUGGCAGAGGAUGGUCGCUGUUAUGGGCCACAGCAUCUUAUCGACAACCUAACAUACAAAAUACUGCUAGCCCUUACCUCAGUAUGUAAAAAUGCCGCCAUUUUGUGCGUGCUCAAAGACCCCGUGCUCUUAUGUGUGGAGCAUUGUUAAUGCAUUGCUCAAAUCAUGACACUUGCAGGGUUAGUUGUUAAAGCAAGAUUAUUUUUUUUUGUGCAUUUAAAGUGAAUUUCAAAUUUAAGACCAAAAGUAGUUGAACCAGAAGCAGACGAUUUGGAGAAUUUUUCCAGUUUGGCUAUUUGAGCCUUCAUUUUUUAUUUCAAUUUUAAAUCAUGACAAUUCUUACUUUAGUGAAAAGCCCUGUGGGUUUGCAGACUAUUCAAAUUUUUUUAGUGCUACACCCCUGUAACCUAUGAUAGAACGUUGAAGGAUUCUAUUAUACACACUUAUGACCAGAGGCGGCUCUAGACUUUAUGAGGCCUUAGGCGAAACUCAAACACAGUGGCGUACAUACCAGGGUCGCAGGGGUCGCGGCUGCGACCGGGCCCGGCCCACCAGGGGGCCCGGCCGCCCCUGCGACCCGGUAUGUAGCCACAGGGCCAGCCUCUUCCCCUGCGGGGCCCAGGAGGCGGCCACCCCAGGGCCCCCCGAGGCUGGCCCUGCCGACCCCGGCGGGCGGGUGGCCGGUCAGGCAGGCGGGCGCGCGAGGGAGCACUCUGCUCUGUGUGCUUCCUCUUCAGCUCCCUCGCGCACCGCACUGAUAUCGGAGCCGGAAGAUGACGUCAUCUUCCGGCUCCGGCAUCCCUACGCGGCGCGCGAGGGAGCUGAAGAGAAGGCACUCAGAUCAGAGUGCUCCCUCGCGCGCCCGCCUGCCCGACCCGCCCAGGAGCCCAGCAGCACCACUGGACCCCAGGGAAUCCCCCCAGCACUCCAAAAGGUAAGGAGGCUGGGGGGAUUUAAAAAAAAAAAAAAAACAUGUGUGAGUGUUAGUGUGAGUGUUAGAGUGAGUGUUAGAGUGAGGGUUAGAGUGAGGGUUAGAGUGAGGGUUAGAGUGAGGGUUAGUGUGAGGGUUAGUGUGAGGGUUAGUGUGAGGGUUAGAGUGAGGGUUAGAGUGAGGGUUAGAGUGAGGGUUAGAGUGAGGGUUAGAGUGAGGGUUAGUGUGUGAGUGUUAGUGUGUGUGAGUGUGUGUGUCUGCUAGUGAGUGUUAGUGUGAGUGUUAGAGUGAGUGUUAGUGUGUGUCUGCUAGUUAGUGUGAGUGUUAGUGAGUGUUAGUGUGUGUCUGCUAGUUAGUGUGAGUGUGAGUGUUAGUAUUAGUGUGUGUGUCUGCUAGUGAGUGUGAGUGUUAGUGUGUGUGUGUUAGAGUGAGUGUUAGUGUGUCUGCUAGUGAGUGUCAGUGAGUGUGUUACUGUGUGUGUCUUACUGAGUGUGUGUGUGUGUUAGUGAGUCUGUUUGAUGUCUGUUAGUGAGUGUGUGUUUGUCAAUGAGAGUGUAUGUUUUGUAAGUGAGUGUGUAUGUAUGUCUGUCGCUGACUGUGUCUCUGCCAGUAAAUGUGUGUGUCUGUUAGCUAGUGUUUAUGCGUCUGUAAGUGUGUGUGUGUGUGUGUGUGUGUGUCUUCAGCACUUACCUUUCUCCAGUGCCGGACUCCCUUGGCGCUGAGGAUCCCUCAGCCUCUCAGCUCCGAAUGCGACCACGCACGCAUUCAAACCGCCCAUAGGAAAGCAUUACUCAAUGCUUUCCUAUGGACGUUCAGUGUUCUCCUCUAGCGGCUGUCAGUGAGACAGCCACUAGAGGCUGGAUUAACCCUCAGUGAAACAUAGCAGUUUCUCUGAAACUGCUAUGUUUUCAGCUGCAGGGUUAAAACUAGAGGGACGUGACACCCAGACAACUUCAUUGAGCUGAUGUGAUCUCGGUGUCUGUAGUGGUCCUUUAAAGGACCACUAUAGUGCCAGGAAAACACACUCGUUUUCCUGGCACUAUAGUGCCCUGAGGGUGCCCCCACCCUCAGGUACCCCCUCCCCCCGGCUCGGGAAAGGGGGUCAAACUUACCUUUUUCCAGCGCUGGGCGGAGAGCUCUCCUCCUCCGAUCCUCCUCUUCUCCUCCCCGUCGGCUGUAUGCGCAUGCGCGGCAAGAGCUGCGCGCGCAUUCAGCCGGUCACAUAGGAAAGCAUUCAUAAUGAAAAUCACAGUGAGAAGCACGCAAGCACCUAGACAGCCGCUAGAGGAAAUAGGGGAAGGCUUAACCAAUUCAGAAACAUAGCAGUUUCAGAAUUUAUGAAAAAAUGGGUUAACCCUAGCUGGACCUGGCACCCAGACCACUUCAUUAAGCUGAAGUGGUCUGGGUGCCUAGAGUGGUCCUUUAAGUGUGUGUGCAUCUACAUGCACUGGCGUACAUACCGCGGUCGCAGCCCUGUAACCUCUGCGACCAGGUGUCCACCGUCAUGUGUUGCGGCCCGGCCCGCGCGCGCGGGGGGGGGCCCACGGAUCAAUUUUCGCACCGGGGCCCCACGGGUCAUGUGUACGCCACUGCUCAAACAUGAGGCCCCACUAACAAAAAAGUGUCACAUAUACACAUUGAGGCACUGUCUACCUGUGUAUGUGCCUGAGAGUGUGUCUGACAGAGAGUAUCCUUGUGUGUGUGAAUGUAUGUCUCUGUGAGCAUGUUUGCGUUUUUGUCUGAGACCGUAUGUGUAUGGAGUAGCUGCUUGAAGUGUGUUGUGUGUAUGGGGGGGUGAUGGUGAGAGGGAGAGGGGGGUGAUGUUGUGAGGGAGAGGGGGUAAUGGGAGAGUGGGGUGUGAUGUGAGAAGGAGAGUGGGGAAGGAGAGGGGUGAUGGAGAAGGAGGGGUGAUGUGAUGUGAGAAGGAGGUGAUGUGAGAAGGAGGGGGUGAUGUGAGAAGGAGGGGGUGAUCUGAGAAGGAGGGGUGAUUGAGGGGUCUGAGAAGGAGGGGGGUGAUCUGAGAAGGAGAGGGGGAUCUGAUGUUGAUGUUGAUGGUGAGGGAGGGGGUUGAUGGUGGUGAUGCUGAGGCUGGUGGGGGGUGAUGCUGAGGGUGAGGGUGGUGGGGAGGAGGAGGGUGAUGCUGAGGGUGGUGGGGGGUGAUGGUGAGGCUGAGGGUGGGGGUGGUGAGGGGUGGUGAUGCUGAGGGUUGUGGAGGGUGGUGAUGCGGAGGGUGGUGGGGGGUGGUGAGACUGAGGGUUGUGGUGAGGCUGAGGGUGGUUGGGAGGCUGAGGGUGGUGGGGGUGGUGAUGCUGAGGGGGAGGCUGAGGCUGAGGGGGUGAGGCGAUGGUGAGGGGGUGAGAGAGAACCUACCUUAAUUUCCCUGGUGGUCCAGUGGGCUCCCUUGUGGUCCGGUGUCCAUUGCUUCCGCAGAGCUGCAGACCAUGUAAUCUCGCGAGACCAUCAGAGCGUUGCGGUGGUAACCCACGGCAACGCUCUGAUUGGCCAGUUUUCACGAGACACGUGGUCUGCAGCUCUGCUCACUGCGGAGCUGCAGACCGGUGUCUGCGGUGGCUGGCCGGGCAGCCAGGAGGGGCCUCGCACCCGGCGGCAUACCGGGCAAGCCGCCGGGCCCCCUCCUGGUGUCAGGUCCUCGGUCAGUGACCGAGGACCUGACACAGUCUGCCCACAGGUGGUUUAGGCGGCCGCGAGGCCCCAGCCAGCGCAAGACCUUCGGAGGCUGCCUAAACCGCCUAAUUAGAGAGCCAUCUCUGCUUAUGACUUCAGCCCCCUUACUGCAUCAAUACAGUUAUGCUGGUCAUUGUGAACAUGCAGUUUUUGCUUAUUGUAACGGAGUGAUUCACCUUCAAACAAUUGGGGGGUUUCCAAAUCCAUCACUUGGAUAAUGAUGUAAAACUUAACGCAAUAAUAUCUGGCAUAAAGUGCAAACAUUGUAAGAAAAGGGGGAUUUUCGUUAUGUGUUUAAAUUGAAAAACAAACGUUGGACUCAUCGGAAGCAAAAUAAACCGUGAGAUUUAAUCUGAGCUUGCACGUAUAAUAUUAAGCAAACGGUCACCUUUGGGUAAUAACACCCACACAUAUUGUAUUGUUUGUCACAAUGCAGCAAGAUGAGGCCUUGCUAGUUUUAUCCAGCAAACCGACAUGAGCCAAGAGAUUAGUGAACAAAAAAAAAACAACUAAUUAAACAGCAGUCAUUAUGUCGCAUGAAUGUGGCAAACAUGCAGCAAUGUUAUGGUAAAAGUAAAAUGAUAGAAAGAAACUUUAGGCAGGUUUGCAGAUUUCGACACUGGUAGGCCAGAGCCAUCAGACAGCGGUAAGGGUUAAUAGUUUGGGAUAGAAAGCGUUCCUCCUUUGUCAGUUAAGAGAAGUGGCCCAGCUGGUUUUUCCACCCUAUCAUGUGAUCCCAGCUCAUUCUGCUCUCCGGAAAAUGUUAAAUUCUCCGCUUUUGUUUUUAGAGGGCAGCUUGUUACUCAUGCAAACAAUGCUAUAUCCAAACAUCCUGCUCUUUUGUAAAGCAACAGGUCUGGGUACAUGAUAGCUAGCAGAUCUACAUAAAUGUAAAGUUUAAGAAGAGACAUAAGUGGUGUGGAUUAAUUAAACUAUAAAAGCAUGUGUUAUCUAGGGUAUAUUUAUUAAACCAGGAGUUGGGGAGACUUGGCAAAGGGAAUUGUAAAUUUUAAGUUAAAUUAGUCACACUGGAAAAAAUUCUACAACUAAGCCAUUUAUUUAUCUUGCCCAUUUUGUCCUACGAUUUGCAUAGCAAAUGAUAGAACUAGCUGUAAAUAGCCACAUACGUGUUUAAGAAAGGUUUACAAAAAAUCUCAACAGGUGAAGAGGUAAAACACGGGGAAGAAUGAGGAAUGGGAUCAGUGAAGGUUAGAAAAAGUCAUGGUAAAACCUAAAAAGUAAGAAAUAAUAGCGAUUUGGAGUGCAGAUGUUAAUUUAUAAGAUUCUGUGCCUCGCAGGACGUAAUCUACAUGUUUUGCAGAUGUCCACGCCAAAGAUCCACCACAGCAGACAGCAGAAAAGUGGUCUCCCACCGAUCAAGUGGUCUCUUCUCUCAGCAAGCCCCCGAUGCUUCCAUUGGCUAUAAUGGACUCUGAGGGACAUAACAGGACUCUGAUACCACAUGCCGCAGACCCCAUGCAGAACUCUCACAGAAUGUUUGACAGUAACGGGGUCCAACCUGGCUUCUCAAUGCCUUCGCUUCCCCUUGAUGGACAUCACAGUGACUCUAUGCAGUUUUCGCAUAACAGAGGAGGAAAGGAGGGCUUGGUUUCUGAAUUCCCACCACUGUCUCCUGCAGAAGACGAGGACCCUCUUUCUGUAGCACUGCCACCAUCCCCCAGCAUUUCCAGUAUGGGUAAGACCUUUUCUUCUACAUACGUCUUUCUGACACGGGUACCUACCACCCUACCACUAAAAUGUGCAAUUCUCUAACUUGUCUUGUUGGUUCUGUUUAGGCCAGGCAUAGGCAACCUUCAGCACUUCAGAAGUUUUGGACUACACCUCCCUUGUUGCAUUGCCAGCAUUAUGGGUGUAAGAGCAUUAUGGGGGAUGUAGUCCACAACAUAUGUAGUGGCAAAGGUUGCCUAUCCCUGGUCUAGGCAAUAGGUGUCAGCUGCCAUAAACCCAGGCAUGAUUUUGAACCACUGUCCCAUGAUCCUAGGUUUUUCUGUUGAGUAUUGCCUCUGUAGACACAAUAUAAAAAUCCCCACAAGGAAAGUGAUUCCAUACAUAUACUCCCAAUAACCCGAUCAUUCUCCUUUACCUGCUAGCCCACAGUGACAUGCAGUUCCCAGCAUCAACUUGCAGCCAUGAUCUAACAAUCAGCCAGGUGGAGAGACUCCUCCCCUGCGGAGCAGCUCCACACACUGAGAGCUAAUGAGCCGGUGUAACAGAGCCUGAGAAAUGGGAGAAACCAACUGCUGGAAUGUGGUUGACCUCCACCAUAUUUAAUGGAAUACCCUAAGGCUUCUUGGGCUGAAAAACACAACUUUUUUUUUUUUUUUUUUUUUUUAAAGGAACACUCCACAUGAAAAAUCAUAAGAGAAAACAAGGUGACUAUUUAGUACAUAUACCCCCAAUGAAAACAUGCAUGCAUUUAGUUAGGCAUACAAAAAAACAAGGGGAGCUGCUACAAAAAAACAACAAAUAUCUCAUUGGGUGUUAAAUCCUAACAUCUAUACCAAAUGCUAUUAGAAAUGCACUCACAAAAAACAGAAUUUAAUCCAUCUCUCCAGAUAUAUCCAAACGGCAGAACUUUUCAUACAGUGUCUUCAAGAAACGUUCUCUCAAAUUAGUCUCAGAUAUGUAAAGGAUACAAUUAUCUCAUAGGGUAACAAACACUGAAACAAAUAUUAAGCAUUUAUAUUGAAGAUACAGUGUAUGCAGAAAAAGUGCUGACUUCAGCCUGUCUUUUUGCAGAACUGGUGAUAUGCCUUUAGAUAUUUAAUUUUUUUCAUUGUGAGUGCAAUUUCAUUGGUUAAUAAUUUGUUUUCAAAUUUUAUUACCCCCCCCCCCGGCACAGAAAGUGUUAUAAAACCAUCUAUUUACUCACCCAAUCCCAGCGCCAAUUUCCCUCGUCGCUGGGUUGGCGCUGUGCGUCCUCCGAUGUUAUCCAACAGGGGUGACUACUGUGCAUGCGCAGCAAGAGCAUCAUGCCCUCCCCAUAGGAAAGCAUUUUUUCAAUGCUUUCCUAUGAGGAUUUAACUGGCCUGGAUGUCCUCAUGCAGAGCGUGAUUAUGUCCAGCGCCAGUUAGGUGACCAAAAGAUCGGUAAGAUCCUGGAUGUGCCUCUAGUGACGGUCUGACAGACACUACUGGCAGUCUUACUGCUGUAAUGUGAUCAGUGCAAUUUCUCUAAAAUGGCAAUGAUUCACAUUGCUGGAUUACGUGAGACAGGGACAUUGCACCCAAACCACUUCAGUAAGAUGAAGUGGUCUGGGUGCCUAUAGUGUUAAGAUAAGAUACUCCACACAAAUAUAGCCGAUCUGCAAACUGAAGUACUUUUAUGGGUGUGGAGUGAUCCUUUUAACGUGAUACCUUUAUUAGAACUCAUGUUAUCUCCUGGCUAGCAUUUGUUUAUUUAAAAUAAAUGAUGGCCAAGGGUGUUAUCACUAAAGUGUGAUCUAAUGAGAAUUCAAGAAAAUUUUGAUAUUUUUGGCCAGAAUUGCCAAAUUGGGAAAUGUGUCCAAGUCCGCUAAUCCCGCUAUGUUUUCAGUUCUCAUAUUUAUUUACAUAAUUUGAAAUAUACUUUUCAUUUUCAACAAUUCACAUUCCAGUGAAUAAACUUUUACUUGUUCUUUUUUCGACAUUUUGUUAAAUGGAUAAUUUUUAUAUAUUGUAGUGAGUUUUGGAAAAUAAUUUCUAUUUUGUUUACUGAAUGUCAUUUUUGAUGUUAAAGGAUUACCGUACUCAGUGCCCCUAAAACAUUUAAGUUUAAUAAUAAGAAGGCUUGGACAGGUGCCUCAAAGCCAUCUAGAUAGCAUAACUUUCACUUCCUGGCCCUCAUACCCAGGCAUACCAUGACAUCACGUUCUGUCACAGCUUGUCAUUCAAUAAUGGUCUAUGAUAACGGUAUCAUAGGUGGAUUGUGGCAAGCACACUGAGAGGGCCCAAAACUAGCAAGGGACAUGAAAAUGGUAGCGUUCCUAAUUUGUAUUUUUGUUACAGAGACAGAUGUUGAAGUGGACCCAGAGACCGGAGAACGAGCCAUGGAUUAGUCUGAUGACAUAUUGACUGAAGUAAAAGAUUCCUAUCAUAUUCCGUUCUGCGAUUUCCUAGCAAUGUGCAUUCCUGUUGCGGUGGACAAAAAGCAAUAAACAUGGAUGUUAAUAACCGCAGAAGACUGUAAACAUUAGGAAAACAAAACUGGGAGAUUUACACCAGAGGAGCAAAGACCUUCUAAAAGUGGAUAAUCCACCAAUUUCUUCUACUACUGUGUAAUAUGGUAACGUGGAAGGUUCUUUUAACCCUGAUCAUUAUUGACCUAAUUUACCAAGAAAAUAUAGUGUACAAGUAAUCACUUGGGUUUUCCAGCAUAGUUACAACGAAAAUACAACAAAAACCCUGGGAAGACUUACUCCAUACUGGACAUUUCUUUCUAGAAAGCAUAUUUUUCAUGCUAUAGUUUGUUUUUUAUACACAUGAAACGUUCUGUUACUAGACUGGGCAAAGGGGUGAUGUGCAUAACACUGCCAUACGCAGUCAGACCAGAUUAAAAAGCACCCUUCCUAAGGCCAAACUUUGUCAAAAAGGUGAUCAUCAUAACUCUAUCACGGUAAAACUUGGUUAAAUGUUUGAAAUGAAACACCUGUCUUUUUGUAAGCUAGACUUGUCUAAGGGUGAUAUAGAAGGUGGCCCACAAUUCAGAGUAGUGUAUGAGGAAUCCAUAAAAUUUUUAUGAAUUAAUUCAUUUCAAUGAUAUUACAUACAAUGAAUGCUUAACGUAUGGAGGUUUGUCUGACUAGGUGUACAAGAUGACAUCUUUUAAAUUAGCGAUAUUUGCCGCCGCCUCGCAAAGUCGGGUUCUUUUGAUUGCAUUGCUCAUUACAUUAGUUAACGUUUGAGCCUCUAGCGCUCAAAUUUCUCCUGUGAGGUUACCCCCCACCAGACGGUGCACUUCAUAGGAUGCAAUUGGCGCUGAUGAAUUAUCAGUUGAUUUUCUAUACCCAAGAAACAGUUUUGCUUGUUGACGGAGCCAUUUAUUUAACCCCUUAUGGACACAUGACAUGUGUGACAUGUCAUGAUUCCCUUUUAUUCCAGAAGUUUGGUCCUUAAGGGGUUAAAGGAAAAUGAGCAUUGUCAGACAUGAGUUGAAGAAAAAAUGCAUUGUUUUCUUUGGCUAACUCAUUGUACUUUUGUGAAAUUACCCAUGAUAAAUUUCCCAAGUAUCCAUUACAAUAUGUACCUGCAACAACAAAAAAAUAAACUACCAAUAAGUCAUUUACCUGUCAAAUCCUACUCUGAACUUUUUCCCCACGCUGCACAAUAUCCUACCCACCCAUAAGUGGUCAGAAAAGCAAUAUAGAGAAUUCUGCCACUCUAGAUCAUGUUUGUCAAAGGGGAAUAAAACAGAACUGUAGGUCAGAGCUAGUUAGAUGGGCAAUAUACAGAAGCUGAACCCUGCCUUACUAGACAAGACUUACUUGAAGCGACAAUACAGAGAACUCCACUGUACUAAAGAUUAACUUGGUCAAGGAGUCAUUUAAAGAAUCUUGCCCCGAUUGGUUAAAGAUUGAUAUAAAAAAUCCUGGCCCACUAGCUCAGAAGUAGGUAAAGGUUGAUAUACAUGAUCUUGCCUAAUGAAGCCUGAAAUUUAAAAGACCACUAUAGGCACCCAGUCCACUUCAGCUCAAUGAAGUUGUCUGGGUGCCAGUUCCCCCUAGUUUUAACCCUGCAGCUGAAAACAUAGCCGUUUCAAAGAAACGGCUAUGUUUACAUUGCAGGGUUAAUCCAUCCGAGCGGGAGGGGGGCCCUGAGGUGGGGACACACACACCUAAUAACCCUAUAGUGCCAGGAAAACGGGUUUGUUUGUUGGCACUUUAGUGUUUCUUUAACCCCUUAAGGACACAUGACGUGUGACAUGUCAUGAUUCCCUUUUAUUCCAGAAGUUCGGUCCUUAAGAGCUUAAACCUGCCUAAAUCCUAAACCCACAAGCAUAGACCAAAGCCAUGCCUGUACCAAUAUUUAUCAAGGUUAGUACUGGAGCAAUCCCACUAGGAAAUUCUAAAAGAGGACUGAUCAUCGUGGCAACAUAUGGAAUGUUUUAGCUGAUGGCUCUGAAUGUGUAACUCAAAAUUACUAUGAAUUUGAGUUGCUAAUUUUAUCAGAACAUAUUUCUACCAUCUUCAAAGUGCCUUGAUUGCCAUAAAACUCAAAUUCAAGCUCCCCUAAUACACUCUGAGGAUUUUGGGGUGCGUAGCGCAGGUUAGAGCAUGGGAGAAUGUCAGGUUUUUAUUUCCAAGUCUUAUUACAUAGAAGAUGCACCCAUAAUGAGAGUAUUAUGCUGGGAAAGAGCAUUUUGUUCUGGGGAAAUUUUAAUCAUGUUUUUAGCUUGCAUUAGUUGUAGUAGGUAAGUAGUGUGAAAAAGUUGUUGUUUUUUUGCAGUUAGUAUAAUUUACAAGAAACUGGUAGAAAACAUGAUUGGCCAAAAGGAGAUGCACAGCUGUUAGCUCUGUAGUGAAUGUGGAGGUCCAAGCAGAUGGCAUGACAAGCAUGGAUGCUCUACCCAACAGUUCUUCAAUAUGGACCUGGCCAGAGCAUAGAUUCAAUCUGGCAUAAACCAGUGUCUAGAGCAAAAUGUAUUCAGAAACGAUCUUGAAAUAAAAAUCUACAAUUCCAGAUCUUUGUGUCCUUGUUCAAGUUCAGCGGUUUGAUUUAAUCAUGGAGGGAAUUCCUUUGGCACGGUGGAGUCUGCUAGAUUAAAGCAGUCCAGGUAAUAGUAAGCAGGGUGCACCAGUUAUGUCUGCAUAAUAUAGCAGAACUACAACACAUACUCGUAGCUUACAUAUCCAUACAAGAGGACACCAAGGGAAAAAAUAUGCAGUGUCUUAAACGUCUAGGUGGUUAUCUGAGUGAUGUAGGACUGCCAUGCAAAGCGUGAACAGCUCCCCGAAAGAUCAUUGUAUUAUAAACGAAAAACACUUGUGUUAAUAAAACUUCCCAAUUCUGAUCUACAACUUUCCUAUUAUAAAUUAAAGGGGUAUUCUAAACACCAUAACCACUACAACGCACUGUAGUCCUAGUUUUAUGAAUGGUUUGAUACUUCUCUGGUCCCACACCCAGGGUGUCUGCACAGCUUACAAUCUUCGGCGUGGCUAGAUGUUCUAAUUCCGCUUUAGUAAUGUCCAUUUUUUUCGUAACUUUUCAGGUCAUUCAUUGGCUAAGAAUGCCACUUGUGGCACAAAAUUGGUAUUGCUAAAGCAUACGAACAGUUUGGUAUAUACAUGCAGACCAAAAGGAAGUAAGUGCCUUGUGUGGUCAGGUAAGUGUCAAACAGACUACCGUUUCAUAGCGCCAAGGAAUACCCGGUACCAUAAUCACUACACUAAAGUGGUUGUGGUGUUUAUAUUAUCCCUUUAAUAGUGUUACAGUUACUCCACUAGCUUAAUCUAUGCACCAAAUAUGAUAUUCUUUCUGGAAAUAAUAGAAUCAGAUUGUUACUUGAAGACAUUUUCUAUAUUGUGUGGUUAACCGAAUUGUAGCUAUUAUCAGAUCACUGUAAUUUAUCUGCUAAAUUGUGUUCGUUUUCAAUAAAUACAUUGGUUUUCAAAAGAACAGUUGUAUUUAUUUAAACAUCAA
Messenger RNA from Pelobates cultripes (western spadefoot toad), 17676 nucleotides. Lineage: Eukaryota; Metazoa; Chordata; Amphibia; Anura; Pelobatidae. The record is from the annotation of a GenBank genome assembly.